Condylura cristata (star-nosed mole) is the source of this 6267-nucleotide messenger RNA. It is a transcript of the gene PDGFRA, whose product is annotated as platelet-derived growth factor receptor, alpha polypeptide. The coding region runs from base 81 to 3350 and encodes 1089 amino acids. The transcript is spliced from 23 exons. NCBI's taxonomy places the organism in Eukaryota, Metazoa, Chordata, Mammalia, Eulipotyphla, Talpidae. Gene Ontology annotation, cellular component: signaling receptor complex. Gene Ontology annotation, molecular function: platelet-derived growth factor alpha-receptor activity; platelet-derived growth factor binding; ATP binding. The record is from RefSeq and is a predicted model, not a curated record. Gene Ontology annotation, biological process: multicellular organism development; protein phosphorylation; platelet-derived growth factor receptor signaling pathway.
AUCAGAAAAGUGCGGAACUUUUUGUAGGGAAGUUAGGGACGAUUCCCAACAGAGAAACUUACUUCCAGUUUUCCACAACUAUGGGGACUUCCCAUUGGGCAUUCCUGGUCCUAGGCUUUCUCCUCACAGGGCCGAGCCUAAUUCUCUGCCAGCUUUCAUUCCCCGCUAUCCUUCCAAACGAAAAUGAAAAGGUUGUGCAGCUGAAUUCAUCCUUUUCUCUGAGAUGCUUUGGGGAGAGUGAAGUGAGCUGGCAGUACCCCAUGUCUGAAGAAGAGAACCCCAAUGUGGAAAUCAGAAGCGAAGAGAACAACAGUGGCCUUUUUGUGGCCGUGCUGGAGGUGGUGGGCGCCUCUGCAGCCCACACGGGGCUGUACACUUGCUAUUACAACCACACUCAGACAGAAGAAGGCGAGAUUGAAGGCAGGCACAUCUACAUCUACGUGCCAGACCCAGAUAUAGCCUUCGUCCCUCUAGGAAUGACAGAUUACUUAGUCAUCGUGGAGGAUGAUGAAUCUGCUAUCAUACCUUGUCGCACGACCGACCCAGAGACCCCGGUCACCUUGCUCAACAGCGAUGGGGUGGUGCAGGCCUCCUAUGACAGCAGACAGGGCUUUAAUGGCACCUUUACCGUUGGACCCUAUAUCUGUGAGGCCACUGUCAAAGGGAGGAAAUUCCAGACCAUCCCAUUCAACGUUUAUGCGUUAAAAGCAACAUCAGAACUUGAUCUGGAAAUGGAAGCUCUUAAAACUGUAUAUAAGUCGGGGGAAACAAUUGAGGUGACCUGUGCUGUCUUUAACAACGAGGUGGUGGACCUUCAGUGGACUUACCCUGGAGAAGUGAAAGGCAAAGGUGUCACAACGCUGGAAGAAAUCAAAGUCCCGUCCAUCAAAUUGGUGUAUACGCUGAAGGUCCCCGAUGCCACAGUGAAAGACAGCGGGGACUAUGAGUGUGCCGCCCGCCAGGCCACCAAGGAGGUCAAAGAGAUGAAGAUGGUCACCAUUUCUGUCCAUGAGAAAGGGUUCAUUGAAAUCAAACCCAACUUCAGUCAGCAGGAAGCUGUCAACCUGCAUGAAGUCAAGCACUUUGUGGUGGAUGUGCAGGCCUACCCCCCUCCCCGGAUAUCCUGGUUGAAGGACAACCUGACCCUGAUCGAGAACCUCACUGAGAUCACCACUGAUGUAGAAAAGAUUCAGGAAAUAAGGUAUCGAAGCAAAUUAAAGCUGAUCCGAGCUAAGGAGGAAGACAGUGGCCAUUAUACUAUUGUAGUUCAAAAUGAAGAUGAUGUGAAGAGUUAUACUUUUGAACUCUUAACUCAAGUUCCCUCCUCUAUUCUGGACUUGGUCGACGACCACCACAGCUCCACUGGGGGACAGACGGUGAGGUGCACAGCUGAAGGAACACCUCUUCCUGAGAUCGAGUGGAUGAUUUGCAGGGAUAUUAAGAAAUGUAAUAAUGAAACUUCAUGGACGAUUUUGGCCAACAACGUCUCAAAUGUCAUCACGGAGAUCCACCCCCGAGACCGGAACACAGUGGAAGGCCAAGUGACGUUUGCCAAGGUGGAGGAGACCAUUGCUGUGCGAUGCUCCGCUAAGAAUCUCCUGGGGGCUGAGAACCGAGAACUGAAGCUGGUGGCGCCCACUCUGCGUUCUGAACUCACGGUGGCGGCUGCUGUCCUGGUGCUGUUGGUGAUUGUGAUCAUCUCACUUAUUGUCCUGGUUGUCAUUUGGAAACAGAAACCAAGGUAUGAAAUUCGUUGGAGGGUCAUCGAAUCAAUCAGCCCCGAUGGCCAUGAAUAUAUUUAUGUGGACCCAAUGCAGCUGCCUUAUGACUCAAGAUGGGAGUUUCCAAGAGAUGGACUAGUGCUUGGUCGUAUCCUGGGAUCUGGUGCAUUUGGAAAAGUGGUUGAAGGAACUGCCUAUGGAUUAAGCCGUUCCCAGCCCGUCAUGAAAGUAGCAGUGAAGAUGCUAAAACCCACAGCCAGAUCCAGUGAAAAGCAAGCUCUCAUGUCCGAACUGAAGAUAAUGACUCACCUGGGACCGCAUUUAAACAUUGUAAACUUGCUGGGAGCCUGUACGAAGUCAGGCCCCAUUUACAUCAUCACUGAGUACUGCUUCUAUGGGGAUUUGGUCAAUUACCUGCAUAAGAAUAGGGACAGUUUUUUAAGCCACCACCCAGAGAAACCAAAGAAAGAGCUGGACAUCUUUGGGUUGAACCCCACUGAUGAAAGCACACGGAGCUAUGUUAUUUUAUCUUUUGAAAACAAUGGUGAUUACAUGGACAUGAAGCAAGCUGAUACCACACAGUAUGUGCCCAUGCUGGAAAGGAAAGAAGUUUCUAAAUAUUCGGACAUCCAGAGAUCCCUGUAUGAUCGCCCAGCCUCAUACAAGAAGAAAUCUAUGUUAGACUCAGAAGUCAAAAACCUUCUUUCAGAUGAUAACUCAGAAGGCCUUACCUUGUUGGAUUUGUUGAGCUUUACUUAUCAAGUUGCCCGUGGAAUGGAGUUUUUGGCUUCAAAAAAUUGUGUACACCGGGACUUGGCUGCUCGCAACGUCCUCCUGGCGCAAGGGAAGAUCGUGAAGAUCUGUGACUUUGGCCUCGCAAGAGACAUCAUGCAUGAUUCUAACUACGUGUCGAAAGGCAGUACAUUUCUCCCCGUGAAGUGGAUGGCUCCCGAAAGCAUCUUCGACAACCUCUACACCACACUGAGCGACGUCUGGUCCUACGGCAUUCUGCUCUGGGAGAUCUUUUCCCUUGGCGGCACUCCCUACCCUGGCAUGAUGGUGGAUUCUACCUUCUAUAAUAAGAUCAAGAGUGGGUACCGGAUGGCCAAACCUGAUCACGCCACCCGGGAAGUCUACGAGAUCAUGGUGAAGUGCUGGAAUAGCGAGCCAGAGAAGAGACCCUCCUUUUACCACCUGAGUGAGAUUGUGGAGAAUCUGCUGCCUGGACAAUAUAAAAAGAGCUAUGAAAAGAUUCACCUGGACUUCCUGAGGAGCGACCAUCCAGCUGUGGCACGCAUGCGCGUGGACCCCGACAACGCCUACAUUGGUGUCACCUACAAAAAUGAGGAAGACAAGCUGAAGGGCUGGGAGGGUGGCCUGGACGAGCAAAGGCUGAGCGCGGACAGUGGCUACAUCAUCCCUCUGCCUGACAUCGAUCCUGUCCCGGAGGAGGAAGACCUGGGCAAGAGGAACCGACACAGCUCGCAGACCUCAGAAGAGAGUGCCAUUGAGACAGGUUCCAGCAGUUCAACUUUCAUCAAGAGAGAGGAUGAGACCAUUGAGGACAUGGACAUGAUGGAGGACAUUGGCAUAGACUCCUCGGACCUGGUGGAGGACAGCUUCCUGUAACUGGUGGGCUCAGGGCUCCCGUCCACUGCUGGACCCACUUGGGAUCCCUUUAAGAAAACCACUUUAUUGCAAUGCAGAAUUUGAGAGGACUUGGAUGAUGUGGCCAGAGAAGUUCCUGGCCAAGGGCCUUGGGGAACUUUCUAAAUAUGAGCAAGCAGAUUGUUCUGAAAUGAACUCUUCGAGCAUUGCCUCUUGCAAUGCUUUCAGUAGCAUCUCAGUGGUGUGCGAAGACUGGAGGUAGAUGGACAGGAAAUACUAGGCCAUGAAGAUGAACUUCGUGGUUCAAGUGCAUUGGUGAGAUUCCAACAUACACAACUUUGACCGCAAUGAACUCCAGCGUUGUAAUUAUGUAAAUAACUCUAACCAAGGAUGUGUUUCGAUUUGUAUUAACUAUCUUCUCUGGACUUCUGGAGAGACCACUCAACAUGUACUUCCUGCUCGAAACCUGGUAUCAGCUGCUGUUGAACUUUUUUAUGAAGUACAUGCAAAACCACUUUUGAACCUUAAGAACCUUAAAAGGUACUGGUACUAUAGCAUUUCACAUUUUUUUUUUUAGCGUAAAGAGAUAAAAGAUAAUAAUUAACCAAUUUUGUUUAAUAGAUUUGGGUUACUUAGAAACCCAACAAUUCAUUUUCCUAUUGUAAUCUACGUUUAUAAUCAUACUACUGUUAUCAGUAAUGCUAAAUCUGUAAUAUCUAACAUGUUUUCCCUACAGAGAAAGCACAAUUAAAAAAAAAAUCCCUUACUAAGUAGGUGACCAGUUUGACAAGUUUUGACAUUUAUAUUAAAUAACAUGUUUCUCUAUUAAAUAUGGUAAUAGCUUUAGUGGAUUAAAUUUAGUUGAACAAAGAGGACAAGUAGCGUUUUCCAGGAAGUCAAUGUUUUUAACUGUGUGCUGAGGAGGUUAUCUAAUCUCUUGUACUGCAAACAAUGAACUGCCCUCUGAGGUAAUCAGAUUCAAAAUGAACAAACAAAGCCCCCAAACCCUAAAUGUUUUCAACAGGGAGUCUAAGUUUAUGCCUAACAUGAUUCCCCAUAUUAUUACCCCAUGGAAAAUGCAUUUGUCAGCAAAGAGUGAAUUUUCAGAGGUUCCUUCCAUGCCUGGUGGUAACGUUUGUGGCCCCAAGUGUAGCUAUGUGUUUAACUCGAUAAGCUUGGCCAGGGUCACAGGAUGAGCUGGGCUUCAGCCGCACGUCUUCCACCAUCUCUUACCCUAAAGAGAAAGAACUUGAAAUGCUGAGGUCAUAAAAUGCAUUGUUUAGAGAAGGCUGUGUGUGCCUUGGCCUGGGUUCUGGGUUCCCCAAUGUAACCUGGCAUCCAGGUCUGGGUACCCACCCCAAAUAUUCUGACCUGUUGUUGGGGGAAGCAGGAAUCUGUUUUUAUAAACUCAUUGGACUGAAUCAGGUUUGGGAAAUACCGGCUUAGGUUACAGGAAGUUACCCUGGGAAAAAAGUAAUUUGAAAUUUGGAAAUGGGCUAAAAGUCAACCAUGCAGGAAGCCUACUAGUUAAAUCCUUGGCUCCAGAUCAGUGACGUUUAGUACUCUAUUUCUAACAAUUACUACUCUUAAUUUAAUUUUGCAGUCUUAGCAGAGGCUGAAUAAGCUAAAUCUUGGUUUGGCAGUUCUUCUAAAAGUAAAGACACUGCUUCCCACUGCAGGGAGGACCGAGCUUGUCUAUCCCAGGCCUGCAGCACUCAUGAAAAGGCCUGCACCAGAAUGAUGCAAGUCCGAUUGUGCGGGCUCUGUAAAACAAGGUCAAUAUUUUACUGAAAAUAAUUUGAAAGUGUUGCUGAAAUUUUGGGGUUAGCUAGGAGGACACAUUGUCACUUCCACCCCAACCGUCAGCAUGACUGGUGUGGGUUCAUUGACAUUCUUUGCGAUACCGUUUAAUUGCCGACACCACAUGAAUGAAACAUGGGCUGUGAUUAUGGCAAUCAGUGUGUGUGCUUUUGCCAGGUGAUGCUUUGGAAGAUGUAGAAGCAAUAACAAGGUACUUGACUACCUACUGGUGUAAUCUCAAUGCAAGCCCUGACUUUCUUAUCCACCUUUUUCAUAGUAAGUGUAAAGACUGAGCCAGAUUGGCCAAUUAAAAGAGAAAACCUGACUUAGUUCUGUCAGGCCAAUUAGACUUGAAAUACAUUUGUGUUUCUAGAAUCACAGCUCAAGCAUUCUGUUUAUCACUCACUCUCCCUUGUACAACCUUCAUUUGUUGGUGCUUUGCAUUUUGAUUUACUGUGAUGUUUUGCCUGAUGUCAUGAAACUGGAUGAAAAUUCUCAGACCAGCAGGAUUCCGUCCUAUUAAAUGCCCUCAUCUAAGUUUGUGACUGUACUUUUUUUUUUCUAAAAAAACUGUUUUCAAUAUAUCACAGAUUUAUUUCCCUUUUGGCCUCUUGCAAAGUCCCCAGGUAAAAACUUGUCAGGCCCUCCUUGCUUUUGAUUUUUAUGAAGACAAUCAAAACUGACCUGAGAAACACAAUUUGUGACUUUCUAAAUGAUCAGUGAUGUCCUUAAAAUGUGGUCUACCAAUCUGUACAAAAUGGUCCUAUUUUUGUGAAGAGGGACGUAAGAUAAAAUGAUGUUAUACAUCAAUAUGUAUAUAUGUAUUUCUAUAUAGACUUGGAGAAUACUGCCAAAACAUUUAUGACAAGCUGUAUCACUGCCUUUGUUUAUAUUUUUUUAACUGUGAGUUUCCCCACAGGCACAUUAACUGUUGCACUUUUGAAUGUCCAAAAUUUAUAUUUUAGAAAUAAUAAAGAGAAAAAUACGUAAGUGUUCCCAAAACAGUGGUGUGGUGAAUGUGUGAGAAGAGCUAACUGGCUAAGAAGGGUCUACCAAUACAAAUGUAUUCUACAUGCCCCUGCUCAUGUUUUUGUUUGAAAAUGUGUAAAUGAAGAUCUUUAUAUUUCAAUAAAUGAUA